AUGGAUAAACAGGCAUUGAAAAGAAGAAAUAAAUUGCUCAAAAAAAACAAGGAGCGCAUGGAUAUUUUAAUGGGAAUAUCUAAAGCAAAGGAUACAGAAAAAAAAGAAGAUGAACCAAAAAUAGAAAACAGUGAUAAUGAUAAAAAUCAAGAGGAUGAUAAAUUAAAAAACUCAAACCCUGAUACAAUUAAUGAAAUAAAUACAUCUCCUGCAAAAGUCCCCAAUUCAGACACAACAAAUGAUAUCGGCACAUGUUCAACCCAAACAAAAGACAAUGCUAAUAAAAUUUGCACCGAUAAUGAAGAAAAGGAAAAAACAACCAAAAAAAAUGACGAUAAGGAAAAUGCAAGCCAAAAUCCUGACACUCAGAAAGAUAAAAAAAGUGAUCCUACCAAUAGUGAAAAAGAUAAUGCAAAAAAAGAUGACACUAAUUUAACUCAAGAUAAUGAUAAGAAAGAGAAAUCUAAUCUAAGAGAAAGACAUACAAAAGAAAAAAAACAUAAAGAUAUAGACAAAACAAAUGAUAAUACUAAUAAGUUAAAUAAUAAAGAUAACAAUGAAACAAAAGAAAAUGAAAAUACAAUGCCAAUUAAAAUUGAUGGAAAAAAACAAAUCCAAUUUAUUAUAUUAAUAAUAUGUUCUAUGUUAAUAAGCCUUUUAAAACGAAAAUUUUAUGACACCAAAAAAAUUGUAUAUAUUGAUAAAUCCUUUAUAAAUAAAAAGAUGAUUUUUCGUUUUUUGGAUUCCAAAUUUUUUUUAAUUUUUUUUUCAUUCUUAUAUAAUAUAUUAUUUUCUCUUGUUGAUAUACGUUCAUACCUUAAAAAAGAAAAUAUGGCAAUAUAUCAGCUAAUAGAAAAUAUUAAAAAUAUAAAAAAGAAAUUCAAAAAUGAAUCUGAUGCUUUGUUUUUUCUUUUAAAUAAUGGAUCAACAUUUUCUAUUUUUUUCGUGAGUAUAAUAAAAUCAUAUAUAUUAUUCAUGUUUUUAACUCAUUUGUUUGAUGAUAUACUUCAUAGUUAUUCUGUUUUUACAUAUACACCAAUUUUCCAAGAAGAAAAUAUUGUAUAA
Messenger RNA from Plasmodium vinckei vinckei, 1065 nucleotides. Its product is annotated as conserved Plasmodium protein, unknown function. The record is from RefSeq and is a predicted model, not a curated record. The coding region runs from base 1 to 1065 and encodes 354 amino acids. Lineage: Eukaryota; Apicomplexa; Aconoidasida; Haemosporida; Plasmodiidae. The transcript has a single exon.